UCUUGGUUUUCAGGCUUAAUUUUUAAUUUUUUUUGUAUUAAUAUUGAGUAAUUAUCAGUAAUUCAACUGCUUUUCAUGUGUUAGAAGCAUAUAUUACUUUUAUACUAAAUCAUAUUAAUGUUGUAGUAUUGCAAUGUGCCUCAUAUUUGUUACUACUUGAUUAAUUUAUUUCUUUGCAAAAUUUGUCGUCUUUCUUUGCCAUGGAAUCUGAUAUUAUGGUCGAAAGCCUUCCCAUUGUUGGAUUGUGCAGCUUGUGCUCUUUUGAUGGUAUAGUGCGCAGCAUGUUGAUAAAAUACAACAAAGAGACUUCAAGCUAUUUGGAAAUGUUGUCACAAUGUUUUACUAUAGAUAUAGGAAAUUUAGAGUUUGAUGACACAAAACUCCUUAUAUGCCUACAAUGCAUACAUAAACUGCAAGAGAGUAUGGAAUUUAAGAAGCGAGCAGUUUCAUCAUUGAAGAAUUUUGAAGCUUCGUUACGAUUGCAAAUAGCAGACCAGCAAGCACUGCCCAAUGUAAAAGAGGAGGUAAAGGAUGAAGACGGCCUAAUGAUUGACACUGAUAAUGAAUUUGAUGAUAGAAAUAAUGAUAUUGAUGAACUAGUAGAUUUGAAACAUGAAGCUUUGGAUAUAGAUGAUAUAAUGCUCAAUGAAUUGGUUUUGAAAACAAAAUCAAAGGAAUAUAGGACGAGACACAGAAAAUCCAAUAGCAAAAAGAAAGUAUCGUACACCGUAAAGAAGGCCGUGGAGUUGAGUGAAACGCAGAAGAUGAUAGAGUCUGGUCUGUUCCCGUUCAAGGUAUGCAAAAAUCAAAUGUUCUCAUGUACCAUAUGUUCCGAGAAGUAUACAAGCUUGGACGAUUUAAAAAGCCACAUCAAGGACCACACAGUUUCUAAUAUACACAGCGCAUUCCGUAAAAUGAUCGCAUCGAACCUCCAGGGGUACUACAAAUCGUCAACCAAGCUCAAAUGCAAGAGAUGUAACAUCGACAUAUCCAACUACGACGAGUUGAAACAACACGUAGACGUGUGCAGCCAAACGAGAAGUUCGACUAGCAGUCUGCCUUUUAAAUUGGAGAAGGACCAGUUGGAUUGUCCCAUCUGCAAGAAGAGCUUUUUAAAUUUCGUCAGUCUCAAUACGCACAUGAACGUGCACUACCCGAACCACGUGUGCGACAGCUGCGGGAAGGCGUUCGCGUCGAAAGCGCGGCUUCGGGGCCACAUGCGGACGCACGAGGUCGGCAACUUCCCCUGCCGGUAUUGCGAUGCGGUUUUCAACAAAGUCACGAAGCGGGAGAACCACGUGUCCAAGGAGCACAAGUCGGGGAUAAGAUACACGUGCAAGCGAUGCGAUAUCUCCUUGACCUCCUUCUACGCCCGCCAGAAACAUCUAGCGGAGGUCCACAACGAGGAGCUGAAGCGCUACAAGUGUAAGGCCUGUCCGCAGAGCUACAUCACCCCGGGCCACCUGUCCAGCCACGUCAGACGGGACCACCUCAACGAGAGGAACCACAAGUGCAAUAAAUGUGAUCUAGCUUUUUACACGAGGAAUUCCCUGAAGAUGCACAUGAUAAAGCACGACGGCGAACGAAUACACACCUGUAAUAUAUGCUUGAAGUCUUACCAGAGGAAGAAGACACUGAGGGAACACAUGCGGAUACACGACAACGAUAAGAGAUUCGUGUGUCCCGUUUGCGGGCGAGCGUUCACGCAGAAGUGCACUUUGAAAGGACAUUUGAAAGUACACGAGAGGAAGAUGGAUUUGGAUGACAGGAUCCCUCAGCCGCUACAUUCUAUUUAGCGACAGUGUGAUAAAGUUGGUGGACUUGUAACAAUUUUGUAAAGUGUUCAUAUUGGCUUAUAUGGUUGUUUUCGCUCAUUAUUGGAAAACACUGCCACUUCCCACCACAAUAUUUAUUUAUACAUAAUAUUAUGUGCUCGGCCGAGUGCAAAGUCUCGCCACUCUACUCGGUAGGUGUAAUCAGGCCCUUAGCAUGGUGCACUAAAAGUUUUAAUACCUAAUUAAUAUUCUCGGCCAAGGCAGCUAGAAAAUCGAAGUAAACAUUUCUAUGAUCAGCCAUAUUUUUAAAAUGGCAGCAGCAACUCUGUCAAAAAAGAACAAAAACUGUCUAUAGCUGUAAUUUUGUGACUUCGCUUUUUCAUGUUGCCAGCUGCCAACCGGCACCUUUACUUUUCUUCUGCAUGAUAACAUAUUUUGCUAUGAAUGGUGAUGUUUCAUCUGUCACUGUGCCUACUAGACCUGCUCGGAGAGUGCGGACCCCAUUAUAUGUUAAACUUUGUAAAGCCGUCUGUGAUGAAGUUGGAUUUAUUUUCCGUUUUUAAUUUAUGUUAGCAGUUAGCACUUAAAUGCACCAAUGUUUGACAAGACACUCACAGGAAUU
This is a messenger RNA of Aricia agestis (brown argus), 2397 nucleotides long. Its product is annotated as gastrula zinc finger protein XlCGF26.1-like. The transcript is spliced from 5 exons. Lineage: Eukaryota; Metazoa; Arthropoda; Insecta; Lepidoptera; Lycaenidae. Gene Ontology annotation, cellular component: nucleus. The record is from RefSeq and is a predicted model, not a curated record. Bases 201 to 1796 code for a protein of 531 amino acids. Gene Ontology annotation, molecular function: zinc ion binding.